AUGGACCCAAGAGUCUUGUUCUUCGUUUCGCUGUGUUCGCUUGUUCGAUUUUCGCAUGGAAAAGAAUCGAUUCUGAGACUGCCCACUGAUGCUGCUUCGCGUUCGUUAGAUCCAACACGCGUUACCCAAAUAUCUUGGACUCCCAGGGCUUUUCUGUAUAGAGGGUUCUUGACUGAUACUGAGUGUGAUCAUCUCAUAUAUUUGGCCAAAGAUAAGUUGGAGAAGUCUAUGGUGGCUGAUAAUGAAUCUGGAAAGAGUAUAGAGAGUGAAGUCAGGACAAGUUCCGGCAUGUUUCUUGCGAAGGGUCAGGAUGACAUAGUUGCUACUAUUGAGGCAAGAAUUGCUGCAUGGACUUUCCUCCCAGUUGAAAAUGGGGAAGCUAUGCAAAUUCUGCACUAUGAAAAUGGCCAAAAGUACGAGCCGCAUUUCGAUUAUUUUCACGACAAGGCUAAUCAAGAAUUGGGUGGUCAUCGAGUGGCUACUGUGCUCAUGUAUUUAUCAAAUGUCAAGAAAGGUGGAGAAACAGUUUUCCCAGAUUCAGAAGAGAAACAGAUAAAGGGUGACGAUUGGUCAGAUUGUGCGAAACAAGGCUAUGCAGUGAAACCCAUGAAAGGAGAUGCACUAUUGUUCUUCAGCCUUCACCCGGAUGCAAAAACCGACCCGUCCAGCUUGCACGGGAGCUGCCCAGUCAUUGAAGGCGAGAAGUGGUCAGCCACUAAGUGGAUUCACGUUCGAUCUUUCAAUGCUCGUUUUGAUGACGACUCAUCGGACUCUAAUGGUGAUUGUCUCGACAAGGACCCGAAUUGCCCCGAUUGGGCUGAAAGUGGAGAAUGUGAUAAGAACCCUCUGUAUAUGGUCGGCUCGAAUGGAGCUGCAGGCUAUUGUAGGAAGAGCUGCAAAGCGUGCUCGUCUUAG
This is a messenger RNA of Striga hermonthica, 915 nucleotides long. NCBI's taxonomy places the organism in Eukaryota, Viridiplantae, Streptophyta, Magnoliopsida, Lamiales, Orobanchaceae. The record is from the annotation of a GenBank genome assembly.